Micropterus dolomieu (smallmouth bass) is the source of this 1012-nucleotide messenger RNA. Its product is annotated as serine/threonine-protein kinase LMTK3-like. Bases 79 to 369 code for a protein of 96 amino acids. Gene Ontology annotation, biological process: protein phosphorylation. The transcript has 3 exons. The record is from RefSeq and is a predicted model, not a curated record. Lineage: Eukaryota; Metazoa; Chordata; Actinopteri; Centrarchiformes; Centrarchidae. Gene Ontology annotation, molecular function: protein kinase activity.
AGGGUGAUUGUCGUCACAGAAACAGACGUGGACAAACGUGUCGGGCUGAGGAGUCUGCUGAAAUCACCUAAGGAACCGAUGGACAGAGAGAAGGACAGAGGAAGAAAUGUGUCCUUUUUUGAUGAUGUCACAAUCUAUCUUUUUGAUCAGGAAACUCCAACCAAUGAGCUGAGCUCUUCAGCGCCCACUAGUCCAGCCCCAGUGUCUGUCAAGAGCACCAAGUUGGAUUUGCGUGGGCAAAACACGAAGAGCAAAGAAUCAAAAAGGAAAGAUGAUUUGUCAAUCAAACCAAGGUCGCCUGUGGGGGCCAAUCCGGUGACAUCAUCGCGCUUCACUGUCAGCCCUGCCAACGACCCUCACUUGGUGUGAUGUCAUUGUGGGAACCUUUAGAGCUGAACCCUCUUGGACUGGCCAGCAAAUUAACCCCAACAACCAGCCAUUCACCCAGAGGCUAUUUUUUUAUUGAAUAGGCAACUGAAAGAAUGAGACCGUUCUAAAAGCUGGACAAAUUCCAGGUUUUACCCACGACAGGAUUUUGUAUGACAGGGGUCGCUGUGCUCCUGACUGCCACUAUUUACAGAGUUUAUUCACGGCCUUUGGCUACAAAUGUCUUUGGAAAAGGCAGCAUAUGCUAGGAGAAGAGGAGCCUGGAGCUUUGUAAAAUCUGAAACAGAUUUGACAGCUAUGCAGUGGGAGUCUUGCUGUGUACCAGCUUACCUUCUCUUUUUCUGCUUCAUUAUGUUGUAUUAUUCCCCGAGUGUGUGGGGAAUGCACUUUCUUUAGUCAUUCAUCUGUCUAUGUAAACUCUCGGAUUCCAGUCCUCUCUUUAUUAAAGAGGUUUUUCAUUGCAGUCAGUUGUUCUUGUAGGCAGCAGUUUGGAACAGAAAUCGCUUGACUCCUGUAUUUGAGAAUACUCGUUUGCAUUUGUACAAAUAACAUAAUACAAGUGUAUACAGUAUCAUUUUAGAGCUGUUUACUUUUAGAUGUAUUCUUAGACUGCACGAAAAAUGAA